Molecule: messenger RNA, 4431 nt
Organism: Penicillium nucicola
Lineage: Eukaryota; Fungi; Ascomycota; Eurotiomycetes; Eurotiales; Aspergillaceae
Exons: 6
Coding region: 1-4431 (1476 amino acids)
Biological process (GO): mRNA export from nucleus
Cellular component (GO): cytoplasm; transcription export complex 2; nucleus
Source: RefSeq, a predicted model, not a curated record
AUGGCUGGCCCGUUCAAUCCUUUUGGCGCUGCCGCAGGAACUGGUCAGAGGGGAGGACGAGGCGCACAGGGCUCCGUUAGCAGAGGAAGAGGAGGAAGCCCCGGGUUUGCUGCGACCCCAUUCCAAGGGAAUAAUGCACGGGGCGAUGGAAAAGAUCGUGGGCGCGGAAGAGGUCGAGGUCGAGGUCGUGGUCGUGGCGCCAGCGCUGCGAACAAUCACAAUGUAAAUGGCACAACCCAAGCAGGCAACACCAGUGCUACCGCCUCGCCUUUCACACAAUCAAAUCAGCAGAAUACUUCCGCAUCACCAUUUGGCGUGCAGCCCGUCCAGCAAUCUCCGUUCUCUGGCCUUCAAAAAGGCACCCCGGCUUCCAACUCUUCGAACAACCCAUUCGCGAAACCUGCGUCAAACAUGACCCGUCAAUCGUCCGCGUCUUCUGCUCGCAAUGGAUUUGAUAGACCCUCUGGAAAUAGCUCAGGUAGUUUCCAAGAUCGCUAUGACCAGUUGAAACUCGAUCGAGCCAAAGAGCGCCAGCGAGCGAUCAAAGAUGGCCAAAUGGCGGAUCCGAACCAGCCAACAUCAUUGAAACAGGCAAUCACCCCCGUGGGAACAUGUACAGAUAUGUGCCCCCAAUUCGAGCGUGUUGAACGAGUCGUGCAAAAAAUGAUGGAUAAGUGCGAGAAGCUAGAAAUUGGAGAAUCCAAGAUGCUGAAGCGAUUUCGACGCUCAGCUGCUGGCUAUGAUGAGCAAUUGCCCUCGGAUAUCCGGACGCCAGGGACUCUGUUGCAGAGUAUGAACUAUCUCAUUCGCUAUGUCCUCGGUGGCAGUGAGCCAUUAGCCAUCAUUCACAAGUUCGUCUGGGAUCGAACACGUUCAAUCCGCAAUGAUUUCUCCGUUCAGCAACUUACGCAAGAGGAGGAUGUGAAAACGGCAGUGAUGUGCUUGGAGAGGAUUGCACGCUUCCAUAUUGUGUCUCUCCAUCUCCUUUCGAAUCCAACCAAUGAAGAACAAUUCGAUCGCCAUCAGGAACGAGAGCAGCUCAACAACACUAUGCUUUCGCUGAUGUACUAUUAUGACGACAACCGUGGACGCAUUUUCUUUCCAAGGGAGGAUGAAUUUCGUGCCUAUUAUAUCUUGUUCUCGAUUCAUGACCAGCGACCUGACCUCGAAGCCCGUGUCCAGAAGUGGCCAGCGGAUCUACUUGCCUCUCCUCGAAUUCAAGUGGCCCUUGAUCUCUUCGCUGCUGCUGGAAACACCUGGGAAUAUCAAGGUGCGCUCGACGCUCGUCGGCCGAAUGCCAUCGCUCAGGGACUUCACACUCGCUUUUUCAACAUCAUCAAUUCUCCGAGCGUGUCGUAUCUGAUGGCUUGUGUGGCAGAGGUUUACUUCAACCAUAUUCGUCAGACAGCGAUUCGUGCAAUCUGGAAAGCGUACUGCCGGUCUCCGGUUUCGCAACAAGCUAAGAAUGAGGAAUGGACUGUAGAGGAAUUGACCAGGGUACUGCACUUUGACGAGCACGAGCAAACGAUCCAAUUCUGCGAAGAACAAGAUUUGCAAUUUGCUCAGAGUGCUGAUGGUGCACUGUAUCUGAAUUGGGGUUCUCGCCCGGUUGACUCAAUCGGCUUCUCACCUUCAUCCGACCAUUCGUACUCUGAAACAUACGUGGAGUCGAAGCGUGCAGGCCGCUCUCUGGUUGCCGUCGUUCUUGGAAUGACCAUCCCAGAAGCGGCAAGAAUGGGGAUGCUUGAUCGAUCUUCUUUGGCUCAGCGGAUGGAUGGAACGGCUGACAUGUCAGACGACAGCAGAGGUCUUUUCGUGAGUGAUGACGAGAAUCAGACCCCAGCGCCAGUGAUUGAGCCCAACGGGAUGUUUGAUAACACGUCCGCAUCUGAUCUACGAACUGCUUCUGAGGGUGUGCAGUUCCCUUCUGUCACCCCGUCUGCUUCUUCUCAAUCGCCGUUCACAGCUGCUCCCCAGUUGCCGAAUCCCUUUUCACAGGCUUCUACGUCUGCUGCCCCUUCUCCAUUAUCCUUCUCGAAGCCGGUUGAACCAGCUCAGAACAUUGAUCCUUCUGCUGUGACUACUGCUUCUCCUUUCUCUUUCCCCAAGCCCGCUGAAACUGCCCAGAAGGCGGAGGCACCUGCCGCCCCAUCUCCAUUUGCUUCCUCAUCAUCUCCAUUCUCUUUUACGAAGCCAGCUGAGAAAACGGAUGCGCCUGCUAAGCCAUCCGCCUUUGCCCCUGUGUCGUCUUCCAUAUUCCCACCCCCAAGACAGGCAGACGUCAACCAGAAUUUUGAUACCUCUGCCGCAACUACCUCCAAGACAUCCUUACUCUUCAAUACUAGCAGUCCAUCGGAAACUUCUGCGCCGAAAAACCCUUUCGAAUCUUUGACUUCCGACACACCCCAACCAUCUUCCAAGCCGAACCCUUUUGCUGCAUCUUUGUCUGCGUUCAAGCCUUCUAGUAGCCCCUCCGAGUCUUCUUCGCCGAAAAAUCCAUUCGCGUCUCUGGGCUUCGACACAUCUCAGCCAUCAUCAACCACAAAUCCUUUCGCGGCAUCUCUAUCUGCGUUCAAGCCCUCAGAUGCAGCCCAGGUCUCCGAGACGCCCGCGGUGACUGCUGCUGCACCUUCUUCGAUAUUCAAACCCAGCACUUCGCCGCCGGUGUCAUUGACUGCAGACUUCUCAUUUGCAAAAUCUUCAAACUCAGUGCCGUCCUCCACCGCCGCUCCUACCGCUGCAUCUCCGUUCACAUUCCCAACUGCACCGGAAUCGAGUCAAAAGGCGGCCAUACCCGUGGAAACAUCAACUUGUGCCCCAGCUUCAAUAUUUGCCCCACGCGGCACUUCUGAGGAGUCAUCAACUGCUUUUAACAACCCUUUCGCCUCUUUGGCCCCCAAGGCUCCUGCUUUCUCCUUUUCACAGCAAUCAAAAAUCGACGACAAGGCUAAGGAAUCAAGCACGGCGUCAACCACUGCGAAGCCUGUCUUCGGGGUUUCAAAUGGUAGUACGAAUGCCGCGCCACAAUUGUCGACUGGGGUGGAGCCUUCAUUCGCAACCUCAGCACCACAGCCAAAUGGGAAUGUUGAAGCUUCUGCGGCUCAAUCAUCUACGCCACCCACAUCUCCUCCUUCUGUACCCGAAAAUCUCCCCUCAACUUCGCCCAAGCAGAAUGAUAGCCAACCAGCGAAAAAGCGCUCUCUUGCGUGGGAACAAUGUCCUACCCCCGAGCAAGUCCUGUCUUCUCUAUUCAACUACACAGGCACCCUCGCUUCGGGCCCUCAAGCCAGAAAUUCGUCUACUAGCCAGUCGCCUUCUUCAAAAUCCGAGCAAACAUCCAAGCUCUUCGAUGCCAAGUCGUCUACGUACAGCCCUUUGAGUACUACGACCGAGUCAUCGAAGCCUUUGUUCCAAGGUUCGAUUGCAUCAGGAUCUUCGGUACAGCAACCCUCGCUGAAGCGGCCUCAUGAGAAUGAUGACUCUAUCAAGUCUCGCAGGCGCUCUUCUCUGAAACGCCAGUCUAUGGGUGCAUCUUCAGAUGGCCUUUUCAAACGAUCCGUGCAUUUCGAAGCGCCUUCUUCUCAGCAACUCCAGGACAUGCGAAUGAGUCUUUCGGAGCUAUCUCAAUCCGGUGCACAAGAGCCAACGGCCAAUAUGUCCUCGAGGCGUUCGCGCGGCCAGAUGACAAGCGUGCAAAAGAAGAGAUCGCUGGAUGAUUCAACCACGACUAAUUUGGUCAAUGGCCCAGAUACCAAGUUGACCAAGGGUUCGGACCCUCCCGCCUCACAGGAGCCUCUCUACCCCAGAUUCUCCUUAUCCAAGGUUUUGAGCGAACCCAUGCCAAAGCUUCCAAUCCUGGAGCGACUUGAAAGAAAACUCGCAGAGACAAAGGCAUUGGUUGAGCCCAGAAAACUCACUGACGAAGAACAAAAAUGGCUUGAUGAGCAAAAGCGGAUUCGAGAGCGCCAGGUCCAGGAAGACGAAAUUAUGCUAUCACGUGCACGGAUUUUGGCUCACGAGCUGAAGAACGGACCAGGAAUCUUUGAUAUUCCAAAGGACCUCCCAUACUCUCCCUCGGUGGAUCCCCCAGUCAACUAUCGUCGAUCUGCUUUAUUCGAAAAGCCUUCUACUCACCAAUACCUAUUCAACCAUGCCCCGGAGUCCUCUUUCCGCGCAUCGUUGACCCCUGAUCGCUCCGCACAUCCCACGCAUCCCCGCGUCAAUGCCAGAUUCCGACGCACCGCUCCCCACGGAUCGAAUCCUGUCUCACUAGGACUUGAACGCUACAGACGUGAGAGGGACGAGAGGAAUCAGGCCGAAAGAAGGAGAAAGGAUACCGAGAAGUACAAGGCCAGAGAGGAGAAGAAGCCGAAGAAAGAGAAACCCGUGGUUUCUGUCGAGGAUAAUGACGAUGUGGUGUGUUUGGACUGA